Lobosporangium transversale is the source of this 2649-nucleotide messenger RNA. RefSeq lists its product as hypothetical. The transcript is spliced from 4 exons. Gene Ontology annotation, molecular function: lipid binding. NCBI's taxonomy places the organism in Eukaryota, Fungi, Mortierellomycota, Mortierellomycetes, Mortierellales, Mortierellaceae. The record is from RefSeq and is a predicted model, not a curated record. The annotation marks the transcript as partial.
AUGUUCUCACUCAAGAAGAAGAAGACCAAGGGCAUUCAGGGUGGUGCAUUCCCGGUAUCAGAGCCACUCCCAACAGAAGAGCUAGUUGAACCACCAUUUGAAUACCUGGAGCAACAUCAUAAAAAAACUCUGCAUAGCCAAGCACAUAUUCAGAUGCCCUCCACCAAUGUCACUCCUAUAAGCGUUAGUAUCCCUUCUAAAGGCAACACAAAUUUGGGGAAAAGCAGCGCAAACUUGGCUAAAAGUGCAACAAAUAUUCACCUCAAUGAUCUCAGUCCACCUAUGCAUCAAUUCGACUGUGCUCAAAGUGGUGAUGAAUCCGACAACUACCAUAAUCAGAUGGAGCAUUUGCGCUCUCAAUUCUAUACACCGGAUCCCCAGAAACGAACAAAAGAGUACCAUCUUGAGCAAUCCACACAAGCAAUAGAGCUUCUCAAAAUGGCAGCCAAGCCGGAUGGCUGGAAAAAAGUUGAUAAGCACAAGUCUGGAUGUGUUGUCUAUCAGUCCACGAGUGCAGCAACGAUACCGGGUCAUGGUGAACACAAAUAUCCCGCCUUCAAAGGAGAACAUGUCAUCCGUGGAUUCAAAGCUCAAGAUAUAUUUUCAAUUGUCAGUGUCAGAAAACUAUGGGACGAUUGGUAUGAUGAGCUUAGCUGUAUAGAUACGUAUAACGAUACGACAACGCUUAUGUAUAUGGUCAUGAAGGGCACACUAUCUGCAAAAACUCGUGAUAUCGCCAUGGUAGAGCGGAUAGAGUUUGCAAAGGAUGGAACGAUUUAUGCUGCUUCCUGCUCUGUCGAGUCUUCAAAAAUCCCAGCGGUGACAGGAAAAGUGAGGGCAAUUAUCUUUCUCGCUGGUUGGGUCAUCCAGCCACUUCCUUCUAACCCUCCAAUCACUAAGAUCACAUAUGUGAUCCAAACAGACUUGUUGAGCCGGCUUCCAAAGUUCAUUGCGAAGCGUUCAUUGAUUAAGCGGGCUAUGGCCAUCACCACUGUUGAGACAUACCUCAGGAAGAAUGGCCCACCAACAUUAACUGUUGCUGCGGCCGUUAAGACUGCGAAUCGACACCGCAGCCUCAGCGAGCCGGUCAAAGUGGAUCGUCUCCUUCUACCCCCAGACUCUGAUGAUGAAGAGCAAAAUGAUUCAUUCCUUGAACCUAUCAAGGCUAGACGCGAGCUACGCUUCAUGGAUGAAAGUGGAGACUCAACCAUUGAGGAGCCGGUUGUAAAAAGACGUGUGAAACAGAAUGGUCCAGGAGCAGCAAGAUCACCAACAACACGUAAUUCGUUAAUGGUUCCAAACUCUACUUUCGGUCAGGAGUACACGGGAAGCAAUUCUUUCAUGAGCGAUUCUGACCUCUUUAGAGAUUCUUCGGCAUUUGGAAAAAGCGGCAUCAUUGAGGGCACUCAUAAGAAGAAGGAGGAGCCACCAGCUUUGCCCACGACACCUCGUCCCCAGCCAAUGCACUCAAAGAAGCUGGGUUCACGAGAGAAGUUGCCUGAGAGACUGCAGGAGAAAUCUCGCCCCCCGCUGAACCUAGCCAAGACCACUGCUUCAGAGACAACCGAUAGCCGUAGAGCUACGGCUUCGAAGCGCAUCUCAAUUCCUGUUGUGGCUCCAAAGUCCGAGGCAAGGAUGAAAGCAUAUUCUGGAAACAAUCACAGUAACAGCACUAACCAACUUGCGGUCCCAGAGUCAGGAUCAAUCGGACUGAUCACACCGAAUACUCCGCCACUGACCCCCCCUGCGUCUGUCGACGGCAAGGACGGCUCCUCGGACUCUGACACUGCACAGCCAUCCCCUGAAGUUAAGGUUGUGCUUCGGGCACCUAAGAACACACCCCAUCCUGUUGACACAUCAAGGCCCAAUUCGUUGGCUAUGGCCUCUUUGGCAAUGAAAUCUCCCUCUGCCAUGAUGGAAGCCACAACGCGCCGCCAUAGUACGCUGUUGAGCCGCCCUUCAGCAUUUGUACCCCGACAUAGCAAUGCAAUGCCUAUUCGCGGUAAUCCUAAUGUCUCUUUGCAAUCCUUGUGCCGUCCAUCCGGGGCUAGCGGCUCCAUGCCAACAGCCCUGAAGCGUCACUCCACCGCUCCAAGUCUCGACUCGAAUCGCUCUUUCGUCACAUACACACCUGUGAUGGUCUUGCCUCACCGACACUCCGAAACUGCCCGAAAGGCUCUUGCCAUGUUUAAAGUCUUAGCCUCAAGUCCUGAAGAUCGUUGGCGAGCCAUUUCGAGUGAGAACGGCUUCAAAAGUUAUUCCAGAAUCAUUUCUGGAGCUGGCUUGCCCAUGCUUCGAGGGGAAGGUACCAUCACUGGUGGUUGGACUGUUGAGCAGAUCAACGCUGUGAUUGAGUCUGCAGGCUGCAGGCAAGUCUGGGAUGAGCGAUUCGAAAACAUGUCGAUUGCAGAGACAUUUAACCAUAAUGAAUACCUAUUCCAUAUCACUCUUCGGGGUAUUGGCUCCUUGACUGGCCGUGAUCUAGCCGGGGUGACCAUCAUUGACAGAGAUCCUCAGACAUGCGCUCUUUACAAUGUCUCGACAUCAGUUCUCGAUCCAACUAUCCCAGAGGACCCCGGGCGUAUUCGUGCUAUGCUUGAGCUUUCGGGCUGGUCUCUACGCCCUACGUUCGAUGGCCAAGGGAAUACA